AUGGUGAUACGGGCCAUGCUGGCUGAGCUGCCUGCAGACGGCAAGUCGUUGGAAGGUCUGCGAGAGCUCGGCAACAUCUACCUGUAUGGGGCCGAAGUUGGCGAAAUUCAGCAACUGGAGCAUGCUCUCACCUCGCGGGGCUGCAUGAACAGGCUGACUAAGCUAUGCAUCGACACGGGCGUGAUACUGCGCAUGGACGUUCAAGGAGACGUCGACAACCUGAUAAUGCUCGACCAUCUCGUGUAAGCAAGCAGGACAGAGGAGGCAACAAAAGGGCUGCACGAUUGUCUGUGUGCCUCGUAUGCCACCAGGACGGCUGUCGUUGACCCAGAGGCGUUGCUGACCGGCGGUGUCGAGUGGGUUGACUUGGGUGAAGACGAUCGGGAUGCCUGGGAUCGGGAAGCAGAACUGUCGGUCGAGUUGCUGUCGUGGGCGCGGGCUAAGUCCCCGUUCCUUCGGUAUCACAUAGAGCAGUUCGCCCGCAUCGUCCCCCGCGUCAUCUAUCAUGGCCUACCCGAACCGAACGAGCUCGCCGCGACCGCCAUAACACCAUCGACCUUCCCCCGAGCUGACUGCUUCCACCUGUGUGCCGAGUCGCUGACGCCCGACACGAUGCAACGCGCCGUGUCCGUGGCGACGGCAAUCGGCAAAAACUACAUCCGCGUGUCUGGGAAGGUAGAUGUAGAUGCGGCUCCCAGGGAAGCGGCUGUCGAGUUCCUCAAGGCACUACAAGCAGCCCGGCUCAACGAGGGCGGCGAGACGGCACUGGACGUCUUGUAUUACUUGUCGCUGGGCGACGAGGAGGUGGGAUCCUUAUGGGAGACGCACGCCGCCGAAGUGUCCCCGAUCAGAUGCCUGGAGCUGUGGAUUACCGGUGGGUACAGACACGUGGCUAUGGAGAGGGUCCUGUGCAUGCGUGUCGAUGUGCGCCGCUCAGAUAUGAUUCCACAAGGCGCCUCAGACAACGAGCGUCGAGCCUUCAUCGAGACCGUCAGCAAGAACCUCCUGGCGAUGCUCAAGGCGUCCACCCGCCUCGGUGGCCAUCGAGAGACGCACGUCCGGUUCUUCUUGCCUCCAUGGUUUGUGCGCCAUGGGGAUGUGAGUGACUACUUUGCGCGGCACCACCUGUCAGACGACUUCGACGAGACGCCUUACACCUUUGAUGGCACGUCCCUGAGCCUGCGCAGGCGCAGCGCAGGUGGGGAAGCGAACGAGGGAAGGGGAGGAUGAUUCAUUGUCUUCAUUGCCUCCUUUUGUUCAGGAGAGGCUUCUGAUUGAGCGCCAUUAUUUGGUGCGUGCAUGCCCCAUGCUCGAGUCAUGUCUGUCUGUCUGUCCAUGUGAGACGCAUGGAUACAAACCGGGAUUGUCCCUCUUGAUCUCUGGGCAAUCCCAUUAGCUCGCUGCAC
Molecule: messenger RNA, 1406 nt
Organism: Vitrella brassicaformis
Lineage: Eukaryota; Vitrellaceae
Source: the annotation of a GenBank genome assembly